This is a messenger RNA of Episyrphus balteatus (marmalade hoverfly), 2447 nucleotides long. RefSeq names its product TBC1 domain family member 5 (gene TBC1D5). The record is from RefSeq and is a predicted model, not a curated record. NCBI's taxonomy places the organism in Eukaryota, Metazoa, Arthropoda, Insecta, Diptera, Syrphidae. Gene Ontology annotation, molecular function: GTPase activator activity. Gene Ontology annotation, biological process: activation of GTPase activity. The coding region runs from base 224 to 2275 and encodes 683 amino acids. The transcript is spliced from 12 exons.
AUCUACUCCCUAGCCUUUGUUUUAAGAAAAAAAAAAAAAAAAAAACAAAAAUCGCAUAAAAAAUAACGCAAUCGUACUUUUAUUAUCACACUACACAAGUUUACUAUCUCUAUGUUGUCUCUUAACAAUGUCAACAAAUCGCAUGUGUAAAGGAUUUUGAAAAAAUCUAAAAAAGAACUUGAAAACAGGUUCAAGAACAAAACCUUGAUUUUCAAUAACUUAAAUGGCUGUUCAAGGAAUUGAAGCCAUCAAAGUGUUCUCAUCUGAACAAAAUCAGGAAUCAAUAAUGAAUUCCAUGGAUAGAUAUAGAAACGAAUGGACACAGAUAACAGCUUCCCUAGAGAAUUUCGACGCAAUUCGUGACCUUGCAUUCAAUGGAGAUCUCAAAGUAUCUAAAUUCCGCAGUAUCUAUUGGGCGCUAUUAUUGCGAGUAUUGAAUGCUGAUCAUACAACAUGGAAACAACAGCGUUUACAACAAAGAAAUAGGUAUGAAAAGUUGAAGCAUGAAUUCGUUAAGAAUCCUCAUAAUGAAAAAGCCACCAAUGAUGAUCCACUUUCGCAGUCAAAACAAAGCAUUUGGAAUCAAUAUUUUAGUGACCAAGAACUAUUUGCUGUGAUCAAGCAGGAUGUGAUACGAACUUUUCCCGGUGUUGAAUUUUUUAGGAAACCUCUAAUUCAGACUGCAAUGGUUAAUAUCCUCUUCUACUAUGCAAGAGAACAUCCAUACAUGUGUUAUCGCCAAGGAAUGCAUGAAAUUCUAGCUCCAAUUUUGUUUGUAAUGUAUGGUGAUCAUCAGGCGUUAUUGCACUUUAUGGAGCUAAGUGAUGAUAUUGAUGAAUUGCUAAGAGAUGUAUUGAAUCCUGAGUACUUAGAAGCUGAUUCAUAUUCUAUAUUUUCACGGCUAAUGGCGUCCAUUGAAUCCUAUUAUAGAAUUACAAAUCUAAUUCAAACUGAAGGCGGGUACUUUGCUGUUGAAAAUGAUCAGGAUAUAAUUGAUCCAGUUACAACUGAAGUUGAAGUUAUUAGCCAAUUAAACUUAAUACGUGAUAAGAUACUUGCCAAGGAAGAUUUGCAUUUGCAUAACUAUCUACUUAAAUUGGAUAUUCCGUUGCAUAUUUUUGGAAUACGAUGGCUAAGACUGCUUUUUGGAAGAGAAUUCCCUCUACUUGAUUUGCUCAUGCUGUGGGAUGCAAUAUUUGCCGAUAGUGACCGUUUCGAUCUCCCAAAUUAUAUUCUCGUAGCCAUGUUAAUACGAAUUCGCGAUAAAUUGCUUUUGAAUGAUUAUACAACAUGUCUUACAUAUCUCAUGAGAUAUCCUACGAAUGUUGAUAUAAAUUUGAUUCUUCGACAUGCCUUGCACAUGCAAAGUCCUAAAAAAUUCGAUCGCCCAGCAAAUGCCUUUAUAUACUUUACUAUGAAUUCCGAAUCAUCACAACCAACUACAUCGUCAUCUCCCAAUCAAUCUGCAUUACAAAGGUCUAUCCCUGGCUCAGCACCAACUGUGAGAAAAGGCUUGCCAAAUUCUACAAUCAAUCAAUUAAAGGAUAGGCCUGCAAAUGAAAAACGUCAACGCUCAAGCUCUUUAUCGAAUGACAGUAAGUUCCACAAACAAAUAAUUGAAAUACAAUACAAAAAUGCAUUAGACUUAGCAGCCUUAGCCAGAUUGAAGGCGACUCCAGAGUCGGAUAAAGUAAUUAUCGAUGGAUAUUCUGAAAAUAGCCCUGAACUACUUCGUUUGGAACUUAAAAAUGCACAAACUAUAAUAAAUAUAUCCAGAAAUAAGCUACAAAACUAUUUGGAUACCAUCAAGAAGCAUACUUCGACAAAACCUUCUGAUGAAUUGGGUAAAGCUCUCGAUGGUAUCGAAGAAUUGUGCAGUCUUCUCGAUGUUAAAUUUAUUUUUCCUUACAACUCGCGAACUCUACAAAUCGAUCAAGCUCUCGAAGCCGACGAAAAUCGUCAAUUCAAAUCAAUGUCCCCAGAAGCACGUAAUCUCAAUGAAAAUAUCCCAGUUCCCCUUACAAAUGGCAUUAAUCCAAGAAUCAACCUUAAGCAAUUAGAAGAUGAAGAGAUUCUAAUGAAUGGUGGAGGAAAUACAGUUUAUGAAAAACCUGAUACUGGAUAUAUGGUAAAUUCAUUCCGGUUUCUUGGGAAUCGCAAGGAAGUUGAACUGAUACCAAUUGCAACAGAUGAAAAAGCAGCUAAUGCUGACCAGUUAAAUAGCAGCUUAAGUGGUGUGCCUUCUAUUGACCCUGUGGGCUGCAGAGAGGAUUGAUUCAUUUUAUUUUUUAGCUAAAUAUAUAUUUACUUGCGACUGAUUUUUAUUUUUGGUGUUACAAAUUUAUUAUGAAUAUGUACUAAUUACACCGACCCUUGUAACGUUCUUUUAAAAAUGUAUCUUAUACUUUUGCAAUUGUUCAGAAUUAAAACGUACGUUAAUUUUAAAA